GUUAAGGGAACCUACAUAGUUAGGCCCAUACCGAAGCACAUGAACCCCAUCAUGCACCGGGGAAGAAGAAGAGCAAGAGCGCAAUACUAUGAGCGUGAAGGCAAAGACAACGAGACAUUCGUAUACGUGGACGCAGGGGACUACCGCCGGGAUGCCAAGGUAGCUGUGGCAUUGGACCACGCAUACGACGAGAUAUCCAGCUGCUCCAUCAAGAACGCCAGCAUGGAGGGGGCGGAAGAACACGCCAUCGCCCUCGCCAUGAUCCACGGCUACAGGACAAAGAAAUCCUACACGAUCCUAACCGACUCACAAAAUGCCUGCAGGAACUACCUGUGGGGUUUUAUCAAUAAGACAUCAGCAGCAGCCCUAGAACGCGCCUGGAAGGAAGGCGUGAUCCACAAAAUCAUUUGGAUCCCAGGGCAUGAGGGAUUGACCGGUAACCUGAUCGCAGACGCCGUCGCUCGAGCAUACACCAACCGAGCGGCGGAAGAAGCGAGCGGGCCAACGGAACCAGUACCUCAAACCUACAGCAGCGUACUCAACUACUACAAAGCGGGGAGAAUGAGUCUCCCACCCCCGCACCCCAAGCUCAGCAGAAACAAGGCCGUCAGGUGGCGACAGCUGCAGGCGGGAACCUUCCCCAGCUUGCUACGCUUCCACCACAUAAGCCCGGAAACAUACUCGGACAGGUGUCCCUGGUGCCAAGCCAGGGCGACCCUCUACCACUCCACGUGGGAAUGCACCCGAAACCCCACACUUCCUACGGUACAAGACAACAGUCGGCAGCAGUGGGAGGCCAAGCUAGCGUGCAGCGACCUGGAAAAUCAGGAAUUCCUGAUUGAAAGGGCCUGCAAGGCGGCGGAAGCCAACGGCAUCCUGGACUAGGGAAAACCGACCACUA
Messenger RNA from Ixodes scapularis (black-legged tick), 901 nucleotides. RefSeq lists its product as uncharacterized. Gene Ontology annotation, molecular function: nucleic acid binding. NCBI's taxonomy places the organism in Eukaryota, Metazoa, Arthropoda, Arachnida, Ixodida, Ixodidae. The transcript has a single exon. The coding region runs from base 40 to 885 and encodes 281 amino acids. The record is from RefSeq and is a predicted model, not a curated record.